Gopherus evgoodei (Goodes thornscrub tortoise) is the source of this 5117-nucleotide messenger RNA. RefSeq names its product coiled-coil domain containing 177 (gene CCDC177). The record is from RefSeq and is a predicted model, not a curated record. The transcript is spliced from 2 exons. NCBI's taxonomy places the organism in Eukaryota, Metazoa, Chordata, Testudines, Testudinidae. Bases 667 to 2619 code for a protein of 650 amino acids.
GAAAAGAGAAGCAGUCUGGGGUUGUGGGUAGUUUGUUCCCCCCUCCCGCUCUUCAGCCAACACUUGCUCUUAUCAAAUCCCAGCCUCUACUAAGGAUAGCUGGGGAAGGAGACCAGGUAAAUUGCAAGAUUUUGGAGGCUGUAGAGAAGCCAGGUCAGGGGUGUAACUAUCUGUCCCCCUAAAAGAAUGCCUGAGAUUGCACCCUCCUCCUGUGUUUAGGUGAAGUGUCGGCGCAGGGUUUGCUGGGAGCCAUGGAAGGGCAGCUGCUGCUGUUACCAUCAGUAACCUGAUCCAGCACUAAACAGCUUCUUACAUCUACUGAAGAGGAGGAAGCAAGGGGACAAAAGCCCACGGUUCCGCCUGCCGCUGAAAGAGCCAAAGCAAAGUAAGUGAAUGACAUCCACAAUUCCGCUCUAUCCUGAAUGAUCCAGGAAGGACGUUUAAGCCUUAGCAUGUUGUCUGCAGACGUAGGCUGAUGCACGUUUGUUUGGGGCGCAGGGGUGGGGGGAAAGCCAGGGGCAGUACCCUGGAGUUACGGCCCACAUGCAUGGGAGGGAUGUUCUCUGUGUCGCAGGAUGAUGCUUCUGUGCUCGGCGGAGAAACAGCAAGGGCUUUUUGCCAAGCAGUCUGUUAGCAGAGGCUCUGCAUGUCUCCGGCGGGUCAGGCAUGGUGGAUCCGGCGGCGGAGCCGGGCGAAGAGAAAUGCACAGACUCAGGCGGCGCAGCUGGAGAUGGGGCGCCCCCGGCAGCGGCGGGCGAAGGGGCCCCGCGUCCGCCGCCGCCAACGCCCGCGGGGGAGCCAGGGAGGCGCCGCGAGCAGUCCCCGCUGCUGCACUUGGACCUCUUCAACUUCGACUGCCCGGAGGCCGAGGGCAGCCGCUACGUGCUCACCAGCCCCCGCUCCCUGGAGGCGUGCGCCCGGUGCGCGGUUAAGCCGGUGGAGCUGCUGCCCAGGGCCAUGAAUGAGCUGGUGAGGGAGGCCCCGGGCAGGUCCAUGCGGGUGGCAGCCGGCCUGUACGAGGUAUACGAGAUGGACCGGCAGAGGAAGCUGCAGCAGUGCCGGGAGGAAAGAGAAAGGAUUAUCCGAGAGGAGAAGAGAAGGAUUUUCACUCCCCUCCUGCUAAGCAGCCUCCCUUCCUCCCCAGCUGCCAGGAUCUCCUUCAAAACCACCACCAAUGGGAGUUGUACUCUAGCUCCAGGGGCAGGGGCUCCAACUGGGACCAAGACCAAGAGCCAUUCCCUGGACUCGCUGCAGAAACGGAGAGAGGGGUUCUCCACCAAAACCUCCUCUGAAUCAGGGGCAUCCUCGUCCUACAGCGGAGAAAGCUUUAGGGACAGAUGGCCCAAAGGGACCCCUCGGACUAGGACGGUGGCUGCCAUGAACUCCCUGGUGGGCAGAAGCUUCAGCCUGGGGGAUCUGAGCCACUCCCCACAGACCACAAAGAAAGUGGAGAAGAUCGUCAAGGAGGUGAAGAAGAAGAAAGGUCUCAAGGAGGUGCCCAAGAUGGACAGGAAGAUAGCUGCCUUGAUGAUAGCCAAGCACCAGGAGGAGAACAUCCUGAACGAGCAGAGGUAUGCCGCCCACCUCCAGUGGGACAGCCAGCGGCGACGGGCAGAGCAGCAGAGGGAGCAGGAAGAGAAAGAGAAGCAGAGGGCUCUGCUGCAGUGCCAAAAGAUGUGGGAGUCCCAGGUUGAGAAACGCCGUGGGAAGCUGACCCAAGGGCAGAAGGAGGCUACCAUGAUGAAGCAGAAGCAGUGCCUGAUGUAUGAAGAGAGGUGGAGGGAGCAAGCGGAGAAGCAAGACAGAAUGAAAAGGGAUAAGCUAGAGAGGGCCAUCCUGGAAGAUAAGCAGAAGAAGCUCCAUCAAGAGCACAACCUGAAGGUAAAGGAAGAAGACAAGAAAGAAUUCCUGGAACGAGAAGAACAGCUGUUGCAGGAUAAGCUGUCCACUGCUGCACAGAAGAAGCUGAAGAAAGAGCUGCAGCUGCAGAAGGAAAAGAAGUUGCUCAACCAAGCUGAGAAGCUGAAGCAUGAGGCCCUGCUCAAGGAACUGGUCAGGCAAGAGGCAGAGGAGAAAGAGAUGCUAACGGCCUCCCUGGAGGUUAACCUACACAAGGCCCAGGAGAACUAUGAGCACCUAAUUGAGAAGAGGAACCAAGAGCUAAGGGAGAAAGCUAAACGGGAGGAGAUGCAAAUCCAGAGAGCCAAGCUGGCAGCCGAGAAGAAGGAGAGGGAGCAGAAGGAGCACUUGGAGGCCCUGGCCAAAGCGACAGAGAGGAAACUCCAGCAUGCUGCCCAGGUGGCUGAGGAGGUGGUCCAACAGAAAGCACGCAAGGUGAUCCUAAGCCGCCUGGAGAAGGAGAAGAUGCAGAAGGUAAACAAGCAGAAGGUGGAGCAGUACGAGGACUUCCGACGCAGGGAGAUCCUCCUGUCCAUUGAGAGAAAACUAGAGAGGAGUGAGCAGAUCUUCAAGGAGAAGAAAACUGUCCUGGAAAAUGCCAGGUCGGUUGCCCGGGCAUCCUUCCACAUCCGGGAAAAGGUGCGGGAGGAAACGAACAUGCGCACCUUUGACAAGAUGGUCUCUGAGGCAGAAUUGCAUGCCAGCCUGGAUAAAAAAUGAAAGGUCUUUUCUUUCUGUGGAUAAGUGGGGGAUAUAUCAUCUGGUGCCCAUCAGAACACAUUAGAAAGCUCUUUCAUAUUAGAAAAUGUCAGUUUUUAACCCUGAUUUAUAAUUUUCGGGGAGUAGGGCUCAGCACAAACCCCGUGGCAGCUAUUUCACAUACCUUUUUAAAAAAUGCUUUUGUUUUGGGGGUUAUUUUACGAGACUGACCUUUGUUAUCCCUUCCAGAAGAGAAGUUACCCCAUCCCCACUCUACACAAAGAUAUAUUCAAGGAUUAAAGCAGAAGCACACAAAUUUACUCAAGUGAGGGUUGCAAAGGCAACUUCCCAGAAACCUGUGGGCUACCUCAAAUUUGCCUAAAACGGACCAAAUUGCAGUCACCCUCAUCUUUAUUAUGACAAGGGCAGACAGUAGAGAGUACAUCUCUCAGCAUGUAACACUUCAUUUUGAUUUGAGUGACUUUCAGCUUGGAUUGAGAGGCUGGGAACUGUGUUCUCGUUGUGUCAUGCUUCCAUACUAAAGAUGAGGAUGUCCCCAUUAUAGAACUCCCUGGGGUGCUUUUGGCCCAUGGUUUGCACUUUAUCCACUACAGAUGUAAAAUGUGGAAAAAGAGGUGCCUAUGACAAGAUUUUUUAACACCAUGCAAGAGGUUAUCAUAAACAUAGCUGGGCACAUGCUGCAAAUCAACAUUUACUCAAAUAACCCCCCAGAGUUCCUUUUGAUGAUGAUAUUCACAACCCCUUUUAUUCACUUUCCACAGAUGAUCGCACAAAGGAAUUUUUGUUUGCAAGAAUGUUUGCAGAAAGGGAAAUGAUCACAAAUACUACUACUGCAAAUAUGCAUUCCUGGGGUAUUUGCACAGGAAGUGAUUGUGUGGCCUUCUCAGAAAGCUCUGUAUGUGUGUUAUGGAGUUAUCCAAUCAGGGAGCAGAACUAAUACCAUGUGACUUAGGUGACCCAUCACAGCUUUAAUUGCAAAUUAUGAAUAACUACUAUGUGACAUGCUAGUUAUGGUGAAAGGUUCAUGAGCAAUCCAUAGACUGAAAUAUGUUUGCACAAACUGUUCAUUGAAUGUCAGAAAGUGAACAAACUUCCGAAAACCUGCCUGUUUACAAUAAUUUGUGAAAAGAAAAGAGGAUUAAAUUUGUAAAGUAAAUUAUUUGCAGUGAAUAGUUCACCCAGCUUUAAUCAUGACUUACUAAAUAUUAGAACAUUUAGUUGUCCAUUGGUACUAAUAAUUAUGUUCUGUUCUUUAUGGCACGUAAAACAAAAAAUGCACAUUCUGCUACAAAUUAUGUUUUGUUGUGGAUUCACUCAGCAGAGGAAUGUGGGAUUUUCACAACUCUAACUAGAUAUCACGUACAGAGGAAUGAGCCCUGCUGUUAAGGAACUGGGACUGUGAAAAGCCUGCUCACACCUCAUGGAAAACAUUCUAUAUAUAGAGAUCAUUCUGCUCAGUUUUUCUGCAUUUAUUUUCUCCUUAGUUAUUGUUAUGAAAACACAGCUGCUUGGAUACAGAAAGCUUUGCCAUGUUUCUUACGAGAAUGUGGUGCACCAGUAGCUUGUUCACAAGUGGGAGGUAUACUCCACUGUCUGUGACAUCGUAUCAGGCUGCUGUGGAAAUGGUGAUGAUGUCACAAACAGAACAUGAUCACUUCAGAUGGGAGAGAAGCAGCAGGAACAGCAAAGCUCCUCUGUUCAUACAAAUGGCUCUAAUAAUACAAAAUACAGGGGAACAGAAAGACAAAAUGUGUUACAUUUCACAGAUGCAUUUCUAAAUAGAAUGCUCUUCAAAGUUUUCCUUGAGAUGGCAGCAGAUCUUAAAAGAUUUUAAAGAGGAUGUUAUGUUAGUGGCAACGAUAAUGUUAGACCAAUGUUACCAGGGUAUGAACCAUGGGAAUAGUAUAAAAAACAGUGUUGGAAGUGAAGAGGGUGGGUGGUUUGUACGAGUCUUAUGGUAUUUGCUCCUUCUGGAUCACUGGGAAGAAAGAUAGUAUUGUCUAGUAUAAACAGAAGAGGAUUAGGAGUCAGGAGACGUGGAUUUUAUUCCCAGCUCUGCCACUGACUUGCUGUGUAACACUGGGCAAGUUGCUUAUGAUACAUCUACAUUUCAGUAAAAACCCCGAGGCUGACCUGGAUCAGCUGACUUGGGCUUGCAGCGCUCAUGGUGCGAGGCUAAAAAUACAAGUGUAAACAUUCAGGUUUGCGUAGAAGCCCAGAGUCCAAGUCCCUCCCUUCCCCAUUGGGUUUCAGAGCCCAAGUCCCAAGUCUACACUGCUAUUUGUAGCCAUGCAGUGUGACCCCAAGUCAGUUGGCCUGGGCUGUGAGACUCACUGAUGUGGGGUUUUUCUUUUUGUUUUUGUUGCUGUUGGUUUUUUUUGCUGCAUAGAUGUAUCCUUAGCGCCUGCUCCUGCUUCCAUAGAAGUGAACGGCACUGAUUUAAAAGGAAGCAGAAUCAGGCUCAUAGCCUUGCUAUACCUUAGUUUAUCCAUCUGUAA